CUCCUAUCGACCGGCGGCGGAGGAGCAUUGCUGCGAGUGGGCGGAGCCAGCGCUAUAUGUCAGAAGCUGCGUGGCUCCUUCACGCCGUGGCGAACAAGACGAGCCGGAACAAAGGACUCCCGUUGUUGUUCCAGUGCGCUCUGAUCACACCCUCUGUCGAAAUGAGCCCUAUUAGCGCGGUGCUGGCACGCUCCUGGGAGAAGAGGCAGAGGCGUCUCCAGUCCGCCUCCUUUUCCAGACGGGCACCGGCGCUCAUAAGCGUUCAUUGUUUUGAAGGUUCGGCGCGGCUUAUUUGUUGAAGGGGGGGGGGUUGCUGUGGAUACGCGCGACAGGGAGAGAGUCUGCUGCAGAGAAGGCGCCGCGACACAGCAGAUGAAGUUGAAGAGGGCUGAGCAAAUAAGACGUUGACGCCAAAAAAAACAAACAAACAAAAAAAAAUCCCCGCCGCCCGGAUUCUGUGCGCAAGUGUCAAGGAUCAGCCCCGAGCAUCCCAGGUCAUGUGACUUCCCGGGGAGGCUGGUACCCUUUUUUCUCCCUUGACUGCACCACCAAGCAACGCCUGGAUGAGAAAAAGAGAUGCGGGCGACAGUAAUCCUGGUGCAGGUAAACCCAGGUGAGGCCUUCACUAUUCGACGAGAGGAUGGUCAGUUUCAAUGUAUCACAGGUCCUGCUCAGGUUCCCAUGAUGUCUCCAAAUGGUUCAGUGCCUCCAAUCUAUGUGCCUCCUGGAUACAUUUCACAGAUCAUAGAAGAGAAUGGAGUGCGGCGGGUUCUGGUUUUGCCGCAGCAACCGGAGUUUCACCCAGGCGGCCACUCCCCUCUCCACCAUCCUCCGCCACCGCCCCACCCCCACCUGCCUGCCUUCAUCCCGCACCAGGCCAUGAUGCCCCCGCCGCCCCACCUCUACACGAGCAUGGCGGGCGGCGGCGACAUGGGCUCGCAGUACAUCUCCCAAUAUCACCCGGCUCACAUCUACUCAGAGCAGGUCUCUGCAGAUUCCCAUUCCCAACAUGGACGGCCGGCCUUUGUCCACAGGGACGACAGAACCAGCAAAACGUACGAGCGUCUGCAGAAGAAGCUGAAGGAACGCCAGGGAGGCGGAGGAGGGCAGGUGAGAGACAGCCCCCCGCCUUCGCCGCUCAAGACCCGCCGCAGCCCCCCGCCGCUGGACGUCCACAAUGGCGUGGGAGGAAAAGUGCCCGAGGCGGAGCAGGGUCAGCCUGGCCAGGCGGCGGACAAGCAGACGGACAGAGAGCUGGAUGCAGCAGCUCAGGCCCUGCAGGCGCUGUUGAGCACCAUCAGUAAGCCGGCGGUGUCAGACAUCCAGGCCAGAGGGGCAGCAGUGAGCUGGAGUACGCCCACCGGGCCCGAGAGCAACGACGGCAGCACCGAGGACGACCACACCCCUCCGGGGCCCCUCAGCUACGAGGUGUCGGUGUCCUUCAGCAGCAAGGAUGGGAAGUACAAGAGCAUGUACUGUGGCGAAGAACUAAGUGCGACUUUGGACGACCUUCGACCGGCGACGGACUAUCAUGUCAGGGUGCAGGCCAUGUCCAACUGUUUACAGGGAAACCCCUCGGAGGCCGUCAGCUUCACCACAUCCAGCUGUGAGCCGGAGCCUCCCAAUCCACCCAGGAAAGCCAGCGGGACCAAGAACACACUGGUGCUCCAGUGGAAGGCCCCAUGUGACAACGGUUCCAAGGUCCAGAACUACAUUCUUCAAUGGGAUGAGGGCAAAGGUUCGGGCGUGUUUGAGCAGUGCUACUACGGACCUCAGAAGCAGUACAGACUGACCAAACUCUCACCAGCCUCAAGAUACUCCUUCCGCCUUGCAGCCAAAAAUGACAUGGGUGCCAGUGAGUUCAGUGAAGUGGUGGACCUGUUCACCUCAUGCAGUGUGCCAUUGCCGCCCUUCCCCCCAGAGCUGGAGAUGGCGGGGGUGACCUGGCUGUGUCUGAGGUGGCAGCGGCCCAACAGCUCGCCCAAGGAGGACGAGGUCUACUACGUGUUGGAGAUGGAGGAGGAAGGCUCGGGUUACGGCUUCCAGGCCAGCUACGACGGCGAUGACCUCUCCUGCACGGUCAGGAACCUCCACAGGAGUACCAAGUACAAGUUCCGGGUGGCGGCUUACAACUCUGAAGGCAAAAGUAACCCCAGCCCGGUGGUGGAGUUCAUCACCAAACCAGACAGGCCCAGCUAUCCCUCCAGGCCCGUCAUCAAGGGGAAGGUUCUACCCACCACUUUCAAGUUGGCCUGGGAUCCCCCAAAAGAGAGCGGAGGAGCCGAAGUGACAAAGUACGUCGUCGAGCUGUCCGAGGGUUUAAGCGGUUUGUCCUGGGAGCUGGUGUAUUCCGGCCCCGCCUUGGAGUGCGUGUGCGACGGCCUGAAGCCCGGCUGCUGCUACCAGACCAGAGUGUACUGCAUGAGCGAGGGGGGGCAGAGCCCGCUGUCGGAGACCCUGCAGGUCCAGACUCCCGCGGUGCCACCUGGGCCCUGCCAACCCCCCCGACUGGUGGGCAAGCCCAAAGCCCGAGAAGUGCAACUGCGCUGGGGCCCACCGCAGGUGGACGGCGGCAGCCCCGUGUCCUGCUACAGCGUGGAACUGAGUGGGCCUCAGCCGGAGGACAGCAGGGAGGUCUACCAGGGUCCAGAGCCGGACUGCUUUGUGGGAGGCUUGAUGCCCGGGAGGAGCUACGCAGUCCAGCUCAAGGCGGGAAACAAGGCGGGGUUUGGACCUCUUUCUGAGCGCUACGACUUUACCACCGGAGCCGGGGCCCCAGAACAGUGCAAGGCGCCUUCCACCGCGUGCAAGUCGCCCAGCUGUGUCGUGGUCAGCUGGGAGAGUCCGCCCUGCAACGGCGCUCCAGUGACCGAGUUUCGCCUGGAGUGGGGGGCCCCUGAGGGCAGCAUGCAGGUGUGCUACAGCGGGCCGGCCCUCAGCCACGAGGUGAAGGGUCUGCUGCCUGCGAGCAACUACUUCUGCAGGGUACAGGCUAUGAACGCGGCUGGCGUGGGGCCCUUCAGCGAGGCGCUCCUGUGCCAGACCCCCUGCUCCGUGCCGGCCGCCGUCGGCAACAUCUACGCCAUGAGGGAGUCGGAGCUGACGAGGCACAAGGCCGCGGACGAGGCAGAGGACGAGGAGGACGGCAGCGCCGGGCCUCCGUACUCGCCGUCCACCUGCUUGGGAAUUUGCUGGGAUCCCCCCUGCGACCACGGUGCCGAGAUCACGUCCUACCUGGUCGACCUGGGCGAGCGCCAGCCCAUCGUGGUCGGCCGCGUCAGCAAACACGUCAUCCAGCACCUGCAGCCUGACACCAGCUACAGGAUCCGCAUCCAGGCCUUGAACAGCUUGGGAGCGGGCCCCUUUAGUCACACCUUUAAGCUGAAGACCAAGCCCCUGCCCCCUCAGCCGCCCCGCCUGGAGUGCACCGCCUUCAGCCACCAGACCCUCAGGCUCAAGUGGGGCGACGGUCCAGCCAAAGCCGCUGCCUCCGACGCCCUCCAGUAUCAGCUGCAGAUGGAGGACAAGAAUGGCAGAUUCCUAUCCUUGUACAAAGGAACCUGCCACACACACAAAGUCCAGAGGCUUAAUGAGUCUACCUCUUACGCGUUCCGCAUCCAGGCCUUUAACGAGGCGGGCGAAGGGCCCUUCUCCAGUGUUUACACCUUCACCACCCCUCGCUCUCCUCCUGCCCCUCUCAAAGCCCCCAAGGUGGAGCGUCUGGAUGACAACUCCUGUGAGGUCACCUGGGAGGCCUUGUCGCCCAUGAAGGGAGACCCCAUCAUCUACACCUUGCAGUCCAUGGUGGGCAACUCUGAGUUCAAGCAGGCCUACAAAGGUUCCGGCACGUCCUUCACGGUUCCGCACCUGCACGCCAACAGCGACUACCGCUUCCGGGUUUGCGCCCUCCGGCAGUGCCAGGACGCCCCCGAGCUGAGCGGCCCCUACAGCCCCACGGUGACCCUCCCUGUCCAGCGCUGCGAGGCGGCGCCGGGCGGCCCGGCGGCCUCGUCCUCCCCUCGGACCGAGUCGGGCCGGGCCAGACGCAGCUUGACGGACGAGCAGUGCGCCUUCCUCCUCCUCAUGGUGUUCGCCGUCAUCGCCAUCCUCAUCGCGUUCGUCAUCCAGUACUUUGUCAUCAAGUCUCGGGGGGCGGGGCUUUGGGAGUGAUUAGUGCCUGUGAUCACUUCCUGUCUCAGGCCCCGCCCUCUUCUCGCUCGCCCACUGGUGUGCGAAAGGGGGCGGGGCCACAUAGUGAUACAGAAUUGAUGCGCAUAGAAGGAAAAAGUCCUUAUAUUUGCAGCAGUUUUUCAUCGUGUUCAUUUGUGUCUUUUUUUAACAAAGCUUUCAUUUAUGGAACUGAACUUUUUUGCCUUUAAAUUUUGUGAACUUAAUUUUUUUUUACAACAAAUUAUGCUGACAAAAUAAUUGAAUAAAAAAAUGAAUUCAGUUUGUUAAAAUACGGUGUGUAAAAAUUUAGUUUAAAAACAAUCAUUGUGAAAAAAUAUUUCAGCAUAAAAAUUUGACAGGUAAGCAGAAGAGUUGGGCACUGUAUUAAAAUUCAGUGUAUAAUAAUUUAGUGUAUAAAAAUUUAGUGUAUAAAAAUUAUUUGUGUAAAAAAUCAGUGUGAAAAAAAUCAGUAUAAAAAUUCAGUGUAAAAAAAAAAAAUCAGUGUAUGACAAUUUUGUGUAAAAAAAUCAGUGUAUAAAAAAUGUGUACAAAAAGUCAGUGUUAAAAAAUUACGUGUAUAAAAAUUCCAUCCAUCCAUUUUCUACCGCUUUGCCCCUUUCGGAGACACGGAGGGGCUUAGACCAAUUCCAGCUACACUCGGGCGGAAGGUAGCAUAAAAAAAGUUUGAUGUGUAAAAAUUCACUGUGAAAAAAUUCAGCGUAAAAAAAUCAGUAUCAGUGUAUUCAAAUUCAGCACAAAUUCAGUGUAUAAAAAAUCAGCGUAAAAAAUCAGUAUAGCAGUGUAUUAAAAUUGAGCAUGAAAUAAUCGGUGUAUAAAAAAUUCAGCGUAUAAAAUUCACUGUAUAAAAAUUCAGCGUAAACAAAUCUGUAUAU
Nerophis lumbriciformis (worm pipefish) is the source of this 5063-nucleotide messenger RNA. RefSeq names its product fibronectin type III domain containing 3A (gene fndc3a). NCBI's taxonomy places the organism in Eukaryota, Metazoa, Chordata, Actinopteri, Syngnathiformes, Syngnathidae. The record is from RefSeq and is a predicted model, not a curated record. Gene Ontology annotation, molecular function: protein binding.